Messenger RNA from Saccharomyces kudriavzevii IFO 1802, 3576 nucleotides. RefSeq names its product mannoprotein (gene HPF1). The coding region runs from base 1 to 3576 and encodes 1191 amino acids. The transcript has a single exon. Lineage: Eukaryota; Fungi; Ascomycota; Saccharomycetes; Saccharomycetales; Saccharomycetaceae. The record is from RefSeq and is a predicted model, not a curated record.
AUGUUCAAUCGCUUCAAUAAACUUCAUGCCGCUUUGGCUUUGGCCCUUUACUCUCAAAGUGCAUUGGGCCAGUACUAUAGCAAUACUACUUCAAUUCCAAGCAACAGUUCAUCCACAGCUGUUGCAUCGAGUUCCUCUGGCUCCUUUUCGAUCAGUAGUUCUCUCGCUCCAUCAUCUGCUUCCGAUGUGUCAAGUUCUCUCACGCAAUUAACUUCAUCAUCUUCUGAUGUCUCUAGCUCAGUUGCUCCAUCAACUUCGUCCACUUCCGGAAUCUCGAGUUCUAUAACUGAGUCAGCCUCGUCCACCACGGAAAUCUCAAGCUCUGUCACUCAAUCAGGUUCAUCUGCUUCCGAAGUAUCGAGCUCAAGUGUUCCAUCUGGUUCAUCCGCUUCUACCACUCAAUCAGGUUCAUCUGCUUCCGAAGUGUCGAGCUCAAGUGUUCCAUCUGGUUCAUCCGCUUCUACCACACAAUCAGGUUCAUCUGCUUCUGAAGUAUCGAGCUCAAGUGUUCCAUCUGGUUCAUCCGCUUCUACCACACAAUCAGGUUCAUCCGCUUCUACCACUCAAUCAGGUUCAUCUGCUUCCGAAGUAUCGAGCUCAAGUGUUCCAUCUGGUUCAUCCGCUUCUACCACACAAUCAGGUUCAUCUGCUUCCGAAGUAUCGAGCUCAAGUGUUCCAUCUGGUUCAUCCGCUUCUACCACUCAAUCAGGUUCAUCUGCUUCCGAAGUAUCGAGCUCAAGUGUUCCAUCUGGUUCAUCCGCUUCUACCACACAAUCAGGUUCAUCUGCUUCUGAAGUAUCGAGCUCAAGUGUUCCAUCUGGUUCAUCCGCUUCUACCACUCAAUCAGGUUCAUCUGCUUCCGAAGUAUCGAGCUCAAGUGUUCCAUCUGGUUCAUCCGCUUCUACCACUCAAUCAGGUUCAUCUGCUUCCGAAGUAUCGAGCUCAAGUGUUCCAUCUGGUUCAUCCGCUUCUACCACUCAAUCAGGUUCAUCUGCUUCCGAAGUAUCGAGCUCAAGUGUUCCAUCUGGUUCAUCCGCUUCUACCACUCAAUCAGGUUCAUCUGCUUCCGAAGUAUCGAGCUCAAGUGUUCCAUCUGGUUCAUCCGCUUCUACCACUCAAUCAGGUUCAUCUGCUUCCGAAGUAUCGAGCUCAAGUGUUCCAUCUGGUUCAUCCGCUUCUACCACUCAAUCAGGUUCAUCUGCUUCUGAAGUAUCAAGCUCAAGUGUUCCAUCCGAAUCGUCCGCUUCUGGUUCAACUACUUCCGGCUCUGUUCCUAUCACACAAUCAGGUUCAUCUACUUCUGGUGUCUCAAGUUCCAUCACUUCCGGUUCCUUAAGUUCUAUCACUUCUUCAGCUUCUAGCGCAAGUGCCACAGCUUCCAACUCACUCUCUUCCAGUGAUGGUACUAUUUAUUUGCCAUCUACAACAAUCGCUGGCGAUCUAACACUGACAGGUUCAGUGAUUGCAACAGAAGCCGUUGAAAUUGCAGCCGGUGGUAAAUUGACCCUGCUUGAUGGUGACAAAUACGUCUUCUCAGCUGAUCUGAUAGUUAACGGUGAUUUGACAGUGGAAAAAUCCAAGCCAACCUACCCAGGUACCUCAUUCGACGUUUCAGGUGGUAACUUUGAAGUUUCAGGUAACUUCGAUGCUGAAGAACCCGCUGCUACUUCUGCGUCUAUCUACUCGUUUACACCUGGCUCUUUUGAGAACAGUGGUGAAAUUUCUUUGAGCCUAUCGGAAUCCAGCAAGGGUGAAGUCACUUUCUCUCCUUACUCUAACUCUGGUACAUUCUCUUUAUCAAACGCUAUCCUUAACGGCGGUUCUGUCUCCGGCUUGCAACGUAGAGCUGAAACAGAGGGAUCCGUAAACAACGGCGAAAUAAAUCUAGACAACGGUAGUACCUAUGUUAUUGUUGAACCUGUUUCCGGAAAAGGUACAAUAAACAUUAUCUCUGGUAACCUUUACUUACAUUACCCAGACACUUUUACCGGUCAAACUGUUGAUUUCAAGGGAGAAGGUGUUCUUGCCGUUGACCCAACUGAGACCAACACUACUCCUAUUCCUGUUGUUGGUUACACCGGUAAAAACCAAAUUGCUAUUACAGCUGACGUCACUGCCCUCUCAUAUGACAGCACUACUGGUGUUUUAACUGCAACUCAAGGCAACUCACAAUUCUCUUUCGCUAUUGGUACCGGAUUUUCCAGUUCUGCCUUCAAUGUCUCCGAAGGAACAUUCGCCGGGGCAUAUGCUUACUAUCUAAAUUAUGGUGGUGUUGUAGCUUCUAGUGCCACCCCUUCAUCCACUUUUACCACAUCUGGAGCUUCUUCCACUUCAUCUGGAAAUUCCACCUCUGCUACUGGUACUGGCUCAACCACUUCAUCCGGUACUGCUGCUACUGGUACUGGCUCGAUCACUUCAUCCGAGACAUCUGCUUCAGGUUCAAGCACUUCAUCGGAAGCAUCGAUCUCAACUUCUGGUACUGGCUCAACAACCUCAUCCGUCUCAGGUUCAGGCACUUCGUCUGGCGUUCCUGCAUCUAGCUUUACCUCAGGUUCUGCAUCUGUUUACACCACAACUCUGACUUACGCAACUGCCACAAGCACAGUCGUUGUUUCCUGUUCAGAAACAACUGACAGUAAUGGUAACAUCUACACCAUCACCAAAACUGUUCCAUGUUCCUCCACCACCGCCACAAUCACCUCCUGUGAUGAAAAUGGAUGUCAUGUCACUACAUCAACAGGUAAAGACGAAACUGCUACCGUUUCUUCUAAAUCAUACACCACUGUCACUGUUACUCACUGCAACGACAAUGGCUGUAAUGUAAAGACUGUCACUUCUGAAGCUCCUAAGAUAACUUCAGCAACCACAGAAACAACCGCUUCUCCAAAAUCAUACACCACUGUCACUGUUACUCAUUGUGACGACAAUGGUUGUAACGUCAAGACUGUCACUUCAGAAGCUCCUGAAGCUACCACAACUACCGUCUCUCCACCAUCGUAUACCACUGCUACUGUUACUCAUUGUGACGACAAUGGUUGUAACGUCAAGACUGUCACUUCAGAAGCUCCUGAAGCUACCACAACUACCGUCUCUCCACCAUCGUAUACCACCGCUACUGUUACUCACUGUGACGACAAUGGCUGUAGUGUAAAGACUGUCACUUCUGGAGCUCCUAACGAGACUUCAGCAACCACCGCAACCACCGCAACCACCAUUUCUUCAAAAUCAUACACAACCGCCACUGUUACUCAAUGUGACAACAAUGGUUGUAAUGUUAAGGUUAUUACUUCUCAAGUUCCUGAAAUCACUUCAGCCACCACCGCAACUAGCGCCUCUCCAAAGUCAUAUACCACUGUCACUUCCGAGGCUCCUGAAGCAACUUCAUUGUCCACUGCUGUUUCUGUACCAUCUAACACGAUUUCCGAAGUUUCUAAAUCUGGCGUUUCAACUUCUCAAACGAUUGCCCCUAAAACUUCUAAUGUUAUCACUAUUCAAUCCGAAGGUAACGCAGCAGGUUUGAGAACCAACGCUUUGAGUACUUUGGUCGGUAUUUUCGUUCUUGCUUUUUUUAACUAA